AUGACUGACGCAAACUCUUCCACCCACCGCGACGUGCAAUGGCCCAAAGACACCUUCGGCACCGCUCAGCCAGCCUGGUCAUCCGAACCCGACCUCUCUCUUCUCGAGCGCAUAGCCCGCCAACACCUCCCUGAAUCUGAGGACAUAUAUGCUAUCUCGCUCUUCGCGCAGGGCGGGUUCAACAAGAUCUACGCCGUUGAUACGCCCGGGAAGGGCAAGACGUAUCUCAUCCGCGUCGCGCUGCCCGUUGAACCGCGUCUGAAGACGCUCAGCGAGGUCGCGACUAUCGAGUACGUGCGCGCGCACGCUUGUGCAGCCGUUCCGCGCAUAUUGGCGUAUGAAGCGGACGCCGAGGCCAGCGGAUUAGGUUACGAGUGGAUGCUACUGGAGAAGAUCGAUGGCGAUGUUCUCGAGGCGCGGUGGAGGGAUAUGGAGUGGGACGCGAAGGUGGAACUCGUGAAGAGUGUCGCGGGCGUGCUGGGCAAGUUCUACGACCGCCCGCUGUCUGGGAUCGGCAAUAUCUACCCCGACGCGCCUGAUCCUGGUCGGAUCGUGUCAAUGCAGUUCUUCUGGGACGAGCAUUACGAGCAAGACGUCCCUCGUGGUCCUUUCAGCUCGAGCCACGAUUGGCUGCGCUCUUGUCUACAGUUCGUCCUGAACGAUACGGCCGCUAUUCUCGCACGGCCCGUUGUCGAGGACGACUCGGAUGAUGAGGGCGAGCGUGAGGAGGCGCUCGAGACGCGGUCUCUCGCUGAACGUCUUGUCCAACUUCUACCACGUAUAUUCCCUCCGUCAUCUCCAGACGACGAACCGGAACGUACGAUCAUUCACCACGAUGAUAUAUCCUUCCACAAUCUUCUCGUCUCGCCGACCGGCGAGCUAACGGGCAUCAUAGACUGGGAAUGCGUCUCUGCAUUCCCGCUGUGGCGCGCCUGCACCUUCCCGUCGUUCCUUGAAAGCCGUGCGCGGGUCGAAUGUCCCGAUGUGGAGAAGUACGGGAAGGACGAGGACGACGAGAGCAGGCCGAACGAGCUAUAUUAUGAGCAUUUACGCGAGUGGGAGUGCACGAGGUUGAGAGGGGUGUUUUUGGAUGAGUUGGAAUCUGUCCAGCCGCAGUGGAUACGAAUGCAUAGGGAGAAAGCGAGCGCGUUGAAGAACGACUUCUAUUGGGCCAUGAGGCAGUGCGAUGAGGAGUUUAGUAGGCGGAAGAUUGGGGAGUGGUUGGAUAUGGUGGAGGCGAUGUCUGACGAGGAUCUGGAGAAGGGCGUAUUGGGUGAAGGGUAUGUGUCUUUGGACGAGUCUUUUGUGAAUUGA
This is a messenger RNA of Peniophora sp. CBMAI 1063, 1314 nucleotides long. The record is from the annotation of a GenBank genome assembly. Lineage: Eukaryota; Fungi; Basidiomycota; Agaricomycetes; Russulales; Peniophoraceae.